Molecule: messenger RNA, 222 nt
Organism: Prunus armeniaca (apricot)
Lineage: Eukaryota; Viridiplantae; Streptophyta; Magnoliopsida; Rosales; Rosaceae
Source: the annotation of a GenBank genome assembly
AUGGUUGCUAACUAUAAGGAAACCAAGAUCGCUGCUGAUAAACUGGAGAAGCACAUUGAAGAACUUCAUAAGCAGCUAGCUAGCCUUGGAGAUUGCAGAGGCCUAAGACUAAGGCUACUUUUCUUGGAGAUUGCAGAGGCCUUGGAGCUAGCAAGCAUAACAAGCUUGGGGCUGGACUGGGCACUAAGACUAAGGCUAUUUUUCUUGUACAGAACAUGGUAG